This is a messenger RNA of Apiotrichum porosum, 1980 nucleotides long. RefSeq lists its product as uncharacterized. Lineage: Eukaryota; Fungi; Basidiomycota; Tremellomycetes; Trichosporonales; Trichosporonaceae. Gene Ontology annotation, biological process: mannan biosynthetic process. The record is from RefSeq and is a predicted model, not a curated record. Gene Ontology annotation, molecular function: alpha-1,2-mannosyltransferase activity. The coding region runs from base 1 to 1980 and encodes 659 amino acids. Gene Ontology annotation, cellular component: Golgi apparatus. The transcript is spliced from 2 exons.
AUGCUCGAGGCCGGCUACCACUAUGGUAGUAACAACAACAACGGCAAGGGUUCAGGUUGGGCGCGUGUGCGUGCCCGACUCUGUGGCCGCACCGGGCUGCGGCGUAUCCUUGGCCUCACCUUGUUUUUGUCAUUGGCAUUGCUAGUGUAUGCCCACGACCGCGGCUAUGCAUUUGGCCCGUCCACAACGCAGUAUCAGGACCCGUCCACACCGACGACACCCACACAUGACGCCCCUCUGCAAGAAGAAGCGUCCAGCGAGUCCAGCGACUUUGUCCAGCCCAAGCCACUGGAGUUCCCGCCUCUGAGCGACGAACUGCCCAAGCCUUCCGACUACUCCCCCUUCUACGGCGGUCCCUCCAAGCGUGCCAUUGACAUUGCGUCCGACCCCUUGCCCGUCACUGCGACCUUGCGUCAACGCCUAGACGCCUGGCGCGCUUCCCCCGGCGGCCGCGGUGAGGUCGAAGGCGAGGUCGAGCUGGGUGGUUUCAUGCAGUGGAACUUGGAGGAAUGCUCCACCAUCAAGCCACAGCAUGGGUCCUACAUGCUGGAAACGCACUCCAACGCCUGGAUGACGUUUAACAGGUCGUCGAUUCACGACCUGCGCGAAGAACUCAUCCAGCACAUGGAGGCCCUCAUUGACACGCCCACGCUCAACGACUAUGGAGAGGAAGGCCACGGAAUCGUCAUGGUCGCUGGUAACGCCGACACGCUCCAGCGCGCCGUUUGGUCUAUCCAGGUCAUGCGCAAGCGCGGCACUGUGCUUCCCGUUCAGAUCUUCCAUUUCCCCGAGGAGGCCCCCGCCGAGGACGACCCGAUUCGCGAACAGCUCAAGGAGCUCAACGCCGAGCUCACAGCUGUCGAGGGCCAGACCAAGGACCGCAACGCUCGCAAGUCGUACCACCUCAAGGCCAUUGCCAUGAUCCAGUGCAAGUACCGUCACGUCCUGUACCUCGACUCGGACUCGAUCCCUGCCGCGGACCCACAGUACAUGUUCGAGUCGCCAGUGUACAAGCGUCUGGGUCUGUUUACCGCUCAAGACUAUUGGAAGACGUCGGCUGGCUCGCCCGUCUGGGCGCUCAUGGGUAUCAAGUGCCGCAACGAGUGGGAGAUGGAGGCCGGCCAGAUCUUUAUCGACAAGAAGCGCAACAUGGACAUUCUCCUGCUCAGCAAGUACAUGCUGGAGGGUCACGAACGCUUCUACAUGUUCUCGGACGGCGACAAGGACAUCUUCCGCUGGGCCACUCUGUCCCUGCGCAAGCGCUACGGCGUGCCCGGACGCUGGGUCGGAGGUGGUGCCUUGCCCCGUGACUCGGCCACUGGUUUCUGCUGCCACACCAUGAUGCAGUCGGACGCAUGGGGCGCCCCGCUGUUUGUCCACUACAACCUCCUCAAGCAGAUCCCAUCGGGUGUGGGUCUUGGCUUUACCUGGGGACAGACCAAGCAAAUGCCCCUGUUUGACACCUUCCCCGCCACCCCGGCCACGGCUCGUCUUGGCGAGCCACUCGAACGGCCCAACGACGACGACCGCCGCGGUCUCGGCGACAUUGACAACGACAUGCUUGCCGACGCCGACGAGUACGGUAUUGCACGUGCACCUGCAAAGGAGAUGAUCAUGCGCCGUGCCGCACGCGAACGCGGUGCCAAGGCCCGCUACCACGGCGGUGUCGUUUCGGCCCUCUGCAUCGACUUUGACUAUGUGGAUGCGCGCGAGCCCGCUCGUCACGACGCCGACGAGCGCCGUCACACCGAGGAGGAGCAAAAGAUGAAGCAGGUCAUGCAGGGGUGGGAGGCUGCUGUUGCCGUUGCCAAGGAGAACGGCGAGGACGAGCCGCCCAAGCCCCCACCACCUGGUGGCCCCGUCCAGCCCGACUGGCGCCAGAGCCCCUUUGAGAUUGUCAACUGGGACAAGUACGACAACCUCAGGGACUUUGAGUCCAUCAUCUACGGACUGGGUUUCAAGGCGUUCAGCGCAUGGUAG